AUGGGCAUUCAGGGCAGCCUAGUGAAGAGCUACGACUACCUGCUCAAGUUCCUUCUGGUGGGCGACAGCGACGUGGGCAAGGGCGAGAUCCUCGAGAGCCUGCAGGACGGCGCCGCCGAGUCGCCCUACGCCUACAGCAACGGCAUCGACUACAAGACCACCACCAUCCUGCUGGACGGCCGGCGUGUAAAGCUGGAGCUCUGGGACACCUCGGGGCAGGGCCGGUUCUGCACCAUCUUCAGAUCCUACUCCCGGGGCGCCCAGGGCAUUCUCCUGGUGUAUGAUAUCACCAACCGCUGGUCAUUUGACGGUAUUGAUCGCUGGAUCAAGGAGAUUGAUGAGCACGCACCGGGGGUCCCCCGGAUCCUGGUGGGGAACCGGCUGCACCUAGCCUUCAAGCGGCAGGUGCCCACUGAGCAGGCCCGUGCCUACGCGGAGAAGAACUGCAUGACCUUCUUCGAGGUCAGCCCGCUGUGCAACUUCAACGUGACUGAAUCCUUCACGGAGCUGUCACGCAUCGUCCUCAUGCGUCAUGGCAUGGAGAAGAUCUGGAGACCUAACCGUGUCUUCAGCUUGCAGGAUCUCUGCUGCCGCGCCAUCGUGUCCUGUACUCCCGUGCACCUCAUAGACAAGCUCCCGCUGCCUGUCACCAUUAAGAGCCACCUCAAGUCCUUCUCCAUGGCCAACGGCAUGAACGCUGUCAUGAUGCAUGGCCGCUCCUACUCGCUGGCCGGCGGGGGCAGCGGAGGGAGCAGCAAAGGCAACAGUCUCAAGCGUUCCCGCUCCAUCCGACCCCCACAGAGCCCCCCUCAGAACUGCUCGCGCAGCAACUGCAAGAUCUCCUAG
Messenger RNA from Chrysochloris asiatica (Cape golden mole), 846 nucleotides. RefSeq names its product RAB40C, member RAS oncogene family (gene RAB40C). Lineage: Eukaryota; Metazoa; Chordata; Mammalia; Afrosoricida; Chrysochloridae. The record is from RefSeq and is a predicted model, not a curated record. Gene Ontology annotation, molecular function: GTP binding; GTPase activity. Gene Ontology annotation, cellular component: synaptic vesicle; endosome; plasma membrane. Gene Ontology annotation, biological process: intracellular signal transduction; protein localization to plasma membrane. Bases 1 to 846 code for a protein of 281 amino acids. The transcript has 6 exons.